GCUCUCCGGAAAGUCCGCUAAGGAAGGAACAAUUGGUGACGCACACAAUGGCGUUGGUGUUGUGGCGGCCAAGCGGAAGAGAGGUCCUAGCAUCCGGAAGCAGUACUACGCCAUGCGGAAGAGGCUUUGCAGACAGGUUUUUCACUCUCUUGAUUCUUUCGACGAGGCAGUACAUGAUGAAUUGGAUUUGGUUAAGCUUAAGCGUGAGGGCGAGGUUGAAUCCGGGGGAAUUGUAACUUUAGAUAAUGAUAAUAAUGAUAAGGAUAUGAAUAAUAAUUCGGUUGCUAAUAAUUUGGUUGGUUAUGGGAGUUACUCUGGAUUGGAGGAUGUUGUGUUGUCUCAUUCUAUGAGCGAUAUUCCUUUGUGGAGAACAAUUGAGGAUGUGCCAGCACCGGCCAUGCCUGUCGAAGCGAGUCCUAGAAGAAAUGAUCGCGAUGGGGAGGAAGCAAGGGCAACAACGCUUCCCCCUUCCCAUGGUUUGAAAGGCAAAUGUGCAGUUGAUGUGUCGAAUGCUUUGGCAUCUAUGUCGGGAGAGGACCAAAGGCGCCUUUCUGGUCCACUUUCGAACUUAUCAAACGAGGAUGAGCCUUGUUAUGAGAACGUUGAUUCGCUUCUGUUGAGCUCUCCUUGUGAAAUUCAGGGAAAUGAUGCCUCUGAUAUUUGCGAAUCUCGGAAGGUGGAUAUGAUGGUCAAAGCUGGUGAAAUGCCCAGUAAUUCAUCUACAGCUGGAUUGGUGGUUGUUGCCAAACCAUUAGACUACAGUUGUGGUGACGUGCCUUAUGAUUGUGAUCCUUGUAACAAUGCUGUGUCAUCUGUUUCGGUCCGAACCCCUCAUCGGGAACCCAGUGAAGAGUGUGAGUUCUGCUUCCUGAAUUCCGAGGACGCUGAUGUUCCAUCUGAAGACAGUGCAGACUCGUCAAUUAUAGUUCCUUGUUUGUUGACUAGGAAACCCCAACCAAUUGUCAAGGAUGCAGGUUAUACAGAUUCAUCUGUUAAUAACCAAAUGAAAAAGGAACUAGAUAGAAGCUUGAAGAAAGAAAAUAAUUCACACUCUUCAAUGUCUUCCCAGCGACAGAUAGUUAAGGCAGUGUUAGUGCCAAAUAUAAAUUCAACUCAGCCACCUGUCGGUGUUGUUACGAGAGCUGAAAAUCCUGGAAGGAACCCUAUUUCAGCAGUUUCUAGUCAGAGCAACAGUGUCAGUAUUAACGCAACUCGCAAAAGAUUAGUUCAUGCUGCUAUCUUGACAGCCAUGGAUGGACAUCCAAAACAAAAGGAAAGUGUUGCUUCGGCUUCAGCAAAACAUCAUGCAGAUUCAAGGGCAGGGCAACAAAAGGAUUUACCCGAAUCUGAAGUAAAGUCAUUGUUUCUCAAUCAGGAAAGAGAGGCUGAUGAUGAUGAUAAUGACGAAGAUGACUCUGAUAAUGAAAUUCCUUCUUUUUCUGAUAUUGAGGCAAUGAUUCUUGAAAUGGAUUUAUGUCCGACUGAUCAAGAUACAAGUGCAAGCAGAGAAGUGUUGAGAUAUCAACAUGCUGAGACCAAGAGGACCAUCAUGAGAUUGGAGCAAUGUGCACAGUCCUUUAUGCAAAGAGCCAUUGCAUCUCGGGGGGCAUUUGCUGUAUUGUAUGGGCGUAAUCUGAAGCAAUAUAUUAACAAGAGCGAGGUCAUACUUGGAAGAGGAACUGAUGACCUACAUGUUGAUAUUGACUUGAGAAGAGAAGGGUGUGCUAACAAAAUAUCUAGACGACAAGCUUUAAUAAGGAUGGAAGCAAAUGGCUCUUUCAUUAUUAAAAAUCUUGGCAAGAAUUCUAUCUUCUUGAAUGGCAAAGAGGUUGCUCCAGGACAGCUGCGGGGUCUUAGUGCUAGUUGUUUGAUCGAGAUUAGAGGCAUGUCAUUCAUCUUUGAAACCAAUAACAAAUCUGUGAAGACUUAUUUAGAAAAUAUGAAUUGCAAGGGAGAAGACAAAGGGAAGGCUUUAACCAUGGUUGCCUGAGACUUAAAGAGAUUUCUAAGAAGAGUAAUGAAAUCGAAGGAAUAGCAGUAUUGUUUAAGUGUAGCUUCUGAAGUUGUAGCAAGAUGUUUUAGGAGUAGUUUCUCGUGUCAUAAAAAAAUAGUUGUAACAUUAAUUGUUAUUGUUAGUAUGCUUUGUAAAGCGAGAGAGCCCAGGUUGUAGUUGUACAUAUAGAUAGAAGUUAAAAAGCUAUUAAGCUACAAAGGUAUGAUAUGGCUGCGCUGUAAAAUAGGAGGACUUGUGUUUUAUGUCUUACCUUCGCUUCAGUGUAAUUGGUCUCGUAGAAACUUCCCUGGCUGAAGUAAUGGUUAUUGAAUGAAUAAAAUACAAAUAGAAAGUUAAAAUUACAUUU
Arachis duranensis is the source of this 2360-nucleotide messenger RNA. RefSeq lists its product as uncharacterized. The transcript has 7 exons. Gene Ontology annotation, molecular function: protein binding; G-quadruplex RNA binding. Gene Ontology annotation, cellular component: NSL complex; Ino80 complex; MLL1 complex. Lineage: Eukaryota; Viridiplantae; Streptophyta; Magnoliopsida; Fabales; Fabaceae. Bases 113 to 1990 code for a protein of 625 amino acids. The record is from RefSeq and is a predicted model, not a curated record. Gene Ontology annotation, biological process: positive regulation of transcription by RNA polymerase II.